UAUAUAUUUUACUUUCACGAGACACUAACGUUUCCAUUUCUCUUCACAAUAUAUUAUACAUUUUCCGAAAGAAUUGUUUUUUCUCACAAAGUGAAUUGAGAAUUUUUGUGCAAAAAAGAAGAAACAAAAAAAUGUAAACAGUUUAACAUUGUGUGAUGAUAAUUAUUGUUUUUGAAAAAUAAGUGAAAUGGCUUUUUAUUGCAAAUUAUUGAAAAUAUUGAAAUUGGAUUUUAAUUUGAAAAAUUCCGUCAAUUAAAAUUAAUUUUGAUAUUUAUAUUAUAAAUUAAAUAUUAAAUGGAAGAAAUCAGUGAUAAAGUGAAAAUAUCUCGUUUUAAAAUGAAUGCCGAAGAAAUAAAAAUUGGAUGUUUUCAUAUUUUUGUUAUAAUUUUUCUCAGUGUUAAUUAUGUGAUUGUAUCGAUGAGUCAUUUGUUACCGGUUUUUUAUAACUAUACUCCUAAAUUUUUCUGCAAGGCUUUGUAUUUGAAAAAUGGAACUGAAGGUUGUAUUUCACAAGAAUUUUUCAAAUCAUUUUCCAAUUAUACAAAUGAAUUUGACAGUAAUGUCAUUAAACCAUCCUCAUCAUUGACAUCGUGCUCGAAUGAUUAUAUUUUCGAAGUUGAAAACGGCGAAUCGAGCAUUGUAACAGAAUGGAGUUUGGUUUGUGAAAAUGAAUAUUUAUCAUUACUUGGAAAUGCUAUUUAUUUUUUUGGCAAUUUAAUGGGCGCCUGGAUUGCUGGCAUUGUUGCCGAUAAAAUUGGAAGACUUCCGGUUUUGGCAAUAUGUCUCUAUACACAAGGAACGAUGGCCGUUUGUCUUUACGUUGUUCAGGACUAUCCAGUGUUUCUUGUUGUUCGUGGACUUCAGGGGAUUUUUGUUCAGGGAUUAGAAAUUUCAACAUACAUUUUGGCACUCGAACUAUUGCCAUCGAAAUUUCGAACAAUCGUGGGAUUAAUAAUGCAAAUUGCGUGGGCCGUUGGUUUGUCACUUUUAGCUGGACUCAGUUAUUUCAUUCCUGACUGGAGAAUUCUUCAAUUGGCCAUCUCCGUUCCUACGGCUGCCACCGUUCUCUACAUUUGGAUAAUUCCCGAAUCGCCACGUUGGCUGUUGGCAAAAGGAAAGUCAACGGAAGCUGAUAUUGCGUUAGAGAAGAUUGUAAAUUAUAAUGGAUGUUGUACGAGGUGGAAAAAAAUAAGGAAACAUGAUAUUGUGCUCAGCGAAAAUGAAACACCCGUGAAUAAGAAACAGGAGAAGAAACGUAUUUUAAUUCAUGAUGACAAUAAUAAAAAAAGUGCAACAGUCAACGAAACUAUUAUUAUUGAAACGGAGAAUUUACUCGAAAAAUCAUCAGAUAAUUCCGAAUAUCAAAAAGGUGAAAAUUCACAACUUGAAUUGAAUGUAAAAUUGGAAAUUUCUUGUAAUGAGAUCGAUGACAAAAAUGCUGAUAAUGAGGAUAAUGAACAAGAUAUGGAGAAAAAUGAAAAGUUAUUAUAUCUUAAAAAGGAGAGACACUCGAUUAAAAUUUCUCAAUGUGAAAAUGAUGACAAUAAUGAUUCUCAGAAUGAGACACCGGUUUUGGAAAUAAUAAAAAAUAAUGAUAAACGAAGGACAAUUAUUUUAUCGGAUAAUAAAACAAUAAAACAUGAAAGUUUUAAUGAGAAGAAAAUUGUUUCUAAUUUUUUUGAUUUACCAAAAUAUAAAACAAUUUUACGUCAUUUUGCAAUUUUAAUUCAAAUUUGGCUCAGCUCAUCGGCCGCUUAUCAAUGUGUCGAGUUUCUUCUUCCAAAUUUAAAUUCAAAUCGACACAUAACUUUUGUCAUGGAAGGUGCAUUGGAAAUAGCCUCCUGUCUUUUUGUUUAUUUUACAUUAACAAAAUAUGGAAGAACGUGUCCCUUGAGUCUUUGCAAUAUUUUAAUUGGAAUAAUUUUCAUUGGUCAUGCAUCGAUUGAUUAUUAUCUUUCUCAGUCAUCGUUAUUUUUUAUCGGUCCAGUGAAAAAGAUAUUUUUAUUAUUGGCAAAAAUGAUAAUUGCCAGUUCAUUUUUCACAUUAAAUUUGUACACUGCCGAAUUAUUUCCAACAAUUCUUCGGGCAUCAUGCUUUGGAUUUUGUGUUAUUUUCGCUAAAUUUGGAAGAAUUUUAAUUGAAUAUUUCUUGGAAAUUGAGAAAAAUUACAUUCCCACAUUUGCACCAUUGGGAGUUGUUGGAAUGUUGAGUUUCGGUUCAGGAAUUAUUGCCCUAACACUACCGGAAACAUUGAAUCGAAUUCUUCCCGAUACAAUGGAGGAAGCAAAUAAUUUGGGAAAAAAAUUCAAAUUAAAACGAAAAAAUGUAAAAAAAAAUACAAAAAACAAUGACGCAGUGAAGCAAAAUUUAAAUGAGAAAUUAUUUUCUGAUGAUUCAGUUGACGUUGGCAAUGGAAUAAUUGUUAAUUUCAAUGAGGGAAAAAAUUCCAAUUCUUCUCAGUGAAAAAAAAAAAAAAAAAAAGUUUCUUUUUUUCUGUAAAUAUUGUCCGAGGCUAAGUUACCAAAGUAUGUAAUAUUAUAUAAAUAUUUUAUAAUACACGAUAAAUAAAAUUUUACAAAAAAAAAAAUCAAAUUUUCAUUUAAAUUAUCAUUUAUAAAUAAAAUUUUUAUAACUGUCGAAUUUAUUGGAAAUUAAGAAUUUUUAUUUUACCUAAUUUAUUAAAGUUAGAAGUGAAGGUUUAUUUUUUU
Molecule: messenger RNA, 2708 nt
Organism: Leptopilina boulardi
Lineage: Eukaryota; Metazoa; Arthropoda; Insecta; Hymenoptera; Figitidae
Product: organic cation transporter protein-like
Exons: 9
Coding region: 295-2463 (722 amino acids)
Biological process (GO): transmembrane transport
Cellular component (GO): membrane
Molecular function (GO): transmembrane transporter activity
Source: RefSeq, a predicted model, not a curated record